AGAUAUCGCUUUUUGAUAUUAUCCAAACAGCUCUCUCUCCCUCUUAUAUACAACUGAGCUUUCCUCGAUCUUCACGAUUCGGCUUUUCAUUUGUCCUUUUGCAUUUCGGAGUCUUCUUCUGGGUGGAUUUUUGGGCGACCUAAUGAAGAAAGUAGGGCUUUUACUGAUCCUCUUGGGGCUAAGCGCGGCCUCGUUUCUAGUGUUUGCGGAGGCACCAACAUGUCCUGCUGAUUUGGGUGGGAAGUGCGACGAUUCUGAUGAUUGGAAGGGGGAAUUCUUCGCUGGAAUCCCAAAAAUUAAGUACGAGGGACCUUCCAGCAAGAACCCACUUGCAUUCAAGUGGUAUAAUGCAGAAGAGGAGAUCCUUGGGAAGAAAAUGAAGGACUGGUUUAGAUUCAGUGUUGCGUUUUGGCACACGUUCCGUGGGACUGGAGGCGACCCUUUCGGCGCCCCUACAAAGUUUUGGCCAUGGGAAGAUGGCACAAACUCUCUGGCUAUGGCUAAGAGAAGAAUGAGAGCCAACUUUGAGUUCUUGAAGAAGCUCGGAGUUGAGUGGUGGUGUUUCCAUGACAGAGACAUUGCCCCUGAUGGUCAAACACUUGAGGAAGCCAACAAAAACUUAGAUGAAGUUGUGGAACUUGCCGAAGAACUUCAGAAGGAAAGCAAGAUCCGACCACUCUGGGGUACAGCUCAGCUAUUUUUGCAUCCUCGUUACAUGCACGGUGCUGCAACCAGCUCUGAGGUUGGAGUAUAUGCUUAUGCUGCUGCCCAGGUGAAGAAAGCAAUUGAGGUGACUCAUUACUUGGGUGGAGAAAACUAUGUCUUCUGGGGCGGUCGUGAGGGUUACCAGUCACUCUUGAACACUGAUAUGGGGAGAGAGCUUGACCACUUGGCAAGAUUCUUCGAAGCAGCUGUUGCCUACAAGAAGAAGAUUGGAUUCAACGGGACAUUUUUAAUCGAGCCCAAGCCUCAAGAACCCACCAAGCACCAGUAUGACUGGGAUGCCGCUACGUCAGCCAAUUUCUUGAGGAAAUACGGACUUAUCGGAGAAUUCAAAUUGAACAUUGAGUGCAACCACGCAACUCUUUCUGGUCACACCUGUCACCAUGAGCUGGAAACUGCGAGACUUAAUGGUUUGCUAGGGAACAUCGAUGCAAACAGUGGAGAUGCUCAGACUGGUUGGGACACCGAUCAGUUUCUGACAGAUGUUGCUGAGGCAACCAUGAUUAUGUUCAGUGUCAUCAAGAACGGUGGACUGGCUCCAGGAGGGUUCAACUUUGAUGCCAAACUGCGGAGAGAGAGUACAGAUGUGGAGGACUUGUUCAUUGCUCAUAUUAGUGGGAUGGACACGAUGGCUCGUGGACUACGCAAUGCUGCCAAACUCAUCGAGGAGGGAACACUGGGUGAGGUGGUGAGCAAGAGAUACUCCAGCUGGGAUUCGGAGUUGGGGAAGCAAAUAGAGGAGGGGAAGGCUGAUUUUGAGUAUCUGGAGAAGAAAGCCAAAGAGUGGGGAGAAAUGAAGGUUGCAUCAGCCAAGCAGGAGCUGGCCGAGAUGAUAUUCCAAUCUGCUCUGUAGAAUCGCCAUCAUCGUCGUCAGAAGAAGAAGAGGUUGCUGUAACGUUUUCAUGGGGAAAAGCAAAAGCUUGAGAUGAAAUAUAAGGGUGGGGGUGUAGGUUUAGAAACCACGCUACUCUUUUUCACUCUCCAAAAAAAAAUUGGUUUUUUCUUCAUAAAUAAUGGUUUUAUGUAUCUAUUUGUUGGGUCAUUUUCUAUCUUCUUCUUUUACAAUUUGCACGGAGGAUUAUAUAAUCACAUACAAAUGCUUCCAACUA
Tarenaya hassleriana is the source of this 1832-nucleotide messenger RNA. RefSeq names its product xylose isomerase. The transcript has 20 exons. Gene Ontology annotation, molecular function: xylose isomerase activity. The coding region runs from base 143 to 1576 and encodes 477 amino acids. Gene Ontology annotation, biological process: carbohydrate metabolic process. NCBI's taxonomy places the organism in Eukaryota, Viridiplantae, Streptophyta, Magnoliopsida, Brassicales, Cleomaceae. The record is from RefSeq and is a predicted model, not a curated record.